Molecule: messenger RNA, 1344 nt
Organism: Acanthosepion pharaonis
Lineage: Eukaryota; Metazoa; Mollusca; Cephalopoda; Sepiida; Sepiidae
Source: the annotation of a GenBank genome assembly
AUGACAUCAAUAGGCAAGGAUUUUCAUUUUUUAUUUAUUUAUGUUUUUUUUGUUUCUUCAUUUGUUUUUAUUCUUAUUUAUCUUUUUGUUUUAUUCUUCUUCCACAUCGACCGUGUAAUUUUCUCUAUUUCUCUUUCUUUCUUUCUUUCUAUCAUGUCUUGCAUUUUGCUUUCCUUUCUUUCAUAUUACCACUCUUUUCUUUCUUUCUUUCUUUCUUUCUUUUUUCUUUCUUUCUGUCUUUUUCCUUUCUUUCUUUCGUUCUUUUUUCUUUCUUUCUUUCUUUUUUCUUUCUUUCUAGUUUUCCUUUUCUAUUUCUACCUUUUCUUUCUUUCUUUCUUUCUUUCUUUCUUUUUCCUUUUCUAUUUCUACCUUUUCUUCGUUUCUUUCUUUCUUUUUUUUCUUUCUUUCUUUCUUUCUUUUUUUCUUUCUUUCAUGUCUUGCAUUUUGCUUACCUUUCGUUCCAUUAUACCAAUUUCUUUCUUUCUUUCUUUUCUGACAUUUGUAAUCACCUUUUUUCCUAGUUUUCCUUUUCUAUUUCUACCUUUUCUUUCUUUCUUUCUUUUUUACAAUGUACAUCCUCACUUAUUUCUCUUUUUACUAUUUUAUCUGUCUCUUUUUUUAUUAUCUUUUCCUUUCACUUUUCCAUUAUUCAUUCAUUCAUUCUCUCCAUUUUUUCUUUACAGUUAUUUCUUGUCUGUUUCCAUUUUAUUUUAUGUAUUCUUUUAUUUUCUUUCUUUCUACCCAAUAUGUUUUGCCUUUCGUCUUUCUUUCCAUUAUACCACUUUCCUUCUUUCUUCCUUUCUUUCUUUCUUUCAUUCUUUCUUUCUUUCUUUCUUUCUAUUUUAUCUUUCUUUCUUUUACCAUGUCUUGCAUUUCGUUUUCCUUUCUUUCCAUUAUAACUUUCCUUUCCCUUUUUUCCUUCUUUCUUUCUUUCUUUCUUUCUUUUUAUUUUGUCUUUCUUUCUUUUUGGUUUUCCAUUCUUUCCAUAUAACUCUUUCUUUUUCUUUCUUUCUUUCUUUCUUUCUUUCUUUCUUUCUUUCCAUUUCCACUUUCUUUAUUAGCUUUCCAGUAUGUUUUGCAUUUCGUUUUCCAUUCUUUUCAUAUAACUCUUUUUUUCUUUCUUUCUUUCUUUCUUUUUCUUUCUUUCUUUCUUUCUUUCUUUCUUUCUUUCUUUCUUUCUUUCUUUCUAUUUUAUCUUUCUUUCUUUCCAUUAUACCACUUUCUUUCUUAGCUUUCCAGUAUGUCUUGCAUUUCGUUUUCCUUUCUUUCCAUUAUAACUUUCCUUUCUCUUUUUUCCUUCUUUCUUUCUUUCUUUCUUUCUUUUUUCUUUCUUUCUUUUCAUGA